CUAUUGCAGAAGGAGAUUCAUGCAAAAAUCAAUGCCACCUGAACCAAGAAUGGCACAACAAGCUCAAGCAUUAGCAUGCGACGCUAAAAAAAAUGGAUAAGAAUAAUGAAGGCGCCGACAACUUUCAUUUUUGGUGAAGGCCACUGGAGUGUGGGAGCAGGUACAAAAGCAGACGCUUUCUUGUCUUCAGUGCUACAACAGACGUGAAGGACGAUCAUUGGUACCGACUCGCCAAAAAUAUGUUCGGCCGUCUUACAACAUUAAGAAAGCCAUCGAAAUGGCGUAGCCCCUUUGGGGCUACUCGUGGGGUGCUAGCCUCUGUACUAUUGGUAGUGUACUUGCUGCUCGUUUUUGAUGACACCAAUCGGAGUUGGAUAAGGAGUUGGAUAAGAAGUUGGGAGACGAGCUUGCAUAUGGUAACGGACGGCUUUUGCGGACUGAGCAGCUCGUCGAAGCAAAGAAUAAGCGGGAGGAGGUGUUGUUGCAGUGGAAGAAAUGCCAGCGACGACGUUAGAUCUAGUUGUAGCCUCCGUGGUUGUAGUUGUAAUUCCUCUAGUCCACCUCUACAACUAGAAGUACGGCCGCGUCCUACUCGCACCAGCUUUUCUUCGUCAUCGUUUUUCGUUGGCGCCAUGAAGACAAAGACUGAACCCUUGGCGGAAACCGUGAAGCAGUUUCUCGAUGAUGAAUGUAUCCCAUAUCCUAGACCCCAAUUUGUUGAUUCACUCCUAGAGUUGGCCCUGACAGGCGUCGAGGCCAUGCAAGCACUGCACUUGCGGACACCUGGUGAAGCCUUCCUAGUGCAAAUGCGCGGGAUUUACGACCUACUAGCCUUCCACCCUUAUGUAAGGCUGAUGUUGAGCGUAUCAGUAACAGUAUUGUUCAAGUCUACCUCUUUUUAUUGCUUUAUUCCGUUUCAUCAUUACGAGCAGCUCUUUACCCGGUCCCAGGCCCAGCGGUCUGAUUGUUAUUCUUUCUGAGCCACCUGCACCUCCUCGUCGAUCAAGACCUCCUCGUCGCUCGUCAUUCACACGCAUGUUCCCCCCACCUGCUCCUCGUCUAAUUCGCUCAGCCUUCGAGUGUCCACUCCUCCUUACCGGAGCCCUCAGGAAAGGCGCGGAUUUAGCGUUAGCAAUCGGGCACAGAAAUCGCGCACGUGUGCUGUUGCAAGUGGGGAAUAUGUUCAAGCUUAGCGCCAUGUCCAGAUGGUGGACUGUUGUGGGGGAGUACAAUUAAGGCUACCGCUCGAGCAUCCUCAACGUCGGCCCUGGCUAUUUUUCUACUUGAAAAUGGAGCCAACAAGGACAUAAGACACUGCUUACUUAUAAUAUAAGUAGAUGAAAAACUACAAUCUUUAACAUGGGCUCUUCACGCAAUGCUGUUUCUCCUAUAUGAUCGACAAGGAUAUAAUCACUCGACCGCAAUAGCUCUAAUACAAACAGAGAAAAGAAAAGCCGCCUAAGGAACUACAGCGCUUUCACCCAAGGAUGCAAAUGGACUAUAGCUUGGGUUUGAGCGUCCUCACAGCGGACCUGAUGGAACAGCCGAAACCGAUUGUGAAUUAUGACUUUUGAUGAUCGUUACCGUUAGUCACGACGUAAAUAUACGAAGGCUAGUAGGUUCAUUCUUUGACUUUGAGAAUAGUUUCGCAGCUUUAUUCUCCACUGAAAUAAACGAGGUGUCAUGACACGACAUGACAUACGGAGUCGGAGAGGGUUCACUUUCACUUAGUAGACUGACACUUCUGAGGUCGUAGUCGUACUUCUACUUCAUCUUCAGAUUCUGAUGUUCUUUUUCAAAUAUUCACAUUCACUUCCGGAAUAUGUAAGUCUUGUACCUUCUCGACGUCCUCGCGACGAGGCUGGUUCUUCAUUCUUUGAGAAUACUCUUCCGGAAAUUAUUACUUUUUGCAAUUCUAACUACUGUCCAAAUGGAGUGGGGUACCGGCAGCAGAGCGAAUAAGACCAAAGAUUGACGUGUUGUCUAUCUGCGUGUACAAGCCUGACGACACGAGCAACACUGUAUUAGACUCCCCGCUUCCUCAGAUGUCGCCUCUGAACCAUCGACAAUACGUAAACUUCACUGAUCUCAACGGAUACUUUCUUUUAUGGGCAACAGAAAAGACUUGGACUUAUAUUCUAACAUAGCUAACUCUUGGCGUCAGAAACGUUCUCCGUGUACCCCUACGCGUAAACCAAAGUGCAGCUCUACUCGCAGGAACAGGACCACAACUACAAGACUUCUCACUCUUCAUAUUCCCACCAACCCUUCUCCUCUUCAUAUUUAUACAAGAACAGGACCACAACUCCCCAACCUCCUCACUCUUCAUAUUCCCACACGAGUCUGCUCACUCCACCUGACGUGGAGGCGCACUACAGUAAGUUUCUGGCUGUGAUGCAACAUCUGUCGCGAAACCCAGAGACGGAGUGGGUGUUCUUCAUAGAUUGUGAUGCAUUCUUCACGGACUUCGAUACGACACCUUACGAUCUCGUUGAAACCUACGGUGGCCCUAACAGUGAAGUAAAUUUCAUUGUAGCAGAAGACACAGGCGGAAUCAACACGGGAGUUUUCAUGGUCUUCAAUUUUCUAGUACAGCUUUCAGAGUAUUCGUGAAAUAAAUCGUAGUAUUAAGUACUUACACCAUAUUGCACAAAAAAACGUUAUCAUUAUCGUUUUUUUGAUUUUCUGAGCUUUGCAUACUCAUGCCGACCCGAUACUUGGAUGCUGGAGGCGGAGGAGUGGCAGUAGCAGGCCGUGGAUAUUCAUCAGGUACCUGAGUAUGUUUUUGCGGAUAGGUUUGCAAGUAGUCGACGUUGGCUAUGAAAUUCGUGAUGUUUCUGGAGAGUACUAAGGGUGUGGCCUUUACUUGAUAUUAUCCACAAAGUCACGUUCUCCAUAACUGCGGAACCACCUGGUUCUGCACAACGACCACCAGCACACUUAUGAGAGCUCAGUAAAUGCACAGAAAGGCCACACCCGAUGAGUAACUUCAUUGUUUCAACCUCACAAAGCAUCACCCUUCUCAAUCAUAAAUAUGCAAAAUAACAGGUACCUCUGUGCCUGGUGAAGCCCAACUUCGGCCAACGACGUGCCGCUAUAUCCCCGCUCUUGCAACCUAGUGGGCUUUUUAAGCUGAGAAAAUCAAAAAAACGAUAAUGAUAGCGUUUUUUUGUGCGAUACACCACAUAUUUACCUACACCUAUGAAAUAACGACCUUGCACCCUAUAUCCGUUCGUAACCGAACUGGGGAUCCCAUCGUCAUCUUGCUUGAUUACCAGGUCCGCAACACGCCAUGGUCUUUAGAGUAUCUUGAGCGGGUUACCCGGUCUCCGUAUACCACAGCAUGGGAUCAGUCCAUGUUCUUCAUGGAAAUCGUUAACACGACUUUAUGGGAUUAUAGCGAUGAUUUUAGGUACUUUGUUUUUCUUUGUUAUCUUUGGGACUAUAGCGAUGAUUUUAGGUACUUACUUCUCUGUUACGGGCGCUUGACUCGUUGCAUGCAACUUAGUUGAAAAACAUGUUAUAUCUACAAUUCUUUCUCGCCACUCUGCAUCCUCGUACAUCAGGCUCCCAUCCGAGGUCGCUUUUCUGCAUCAGGCUCAUUUGAAUGCGUUCGUUCCGCCAGCGUCGAAAGAUUGGCAAGCCUAUGAAUGGCAGAAGGGUGACUUCGCAAGACAUUUCGCAGGCUGUCCGUGGCAGGAAGCGCCAUGCCUCAAUAUGAUGUAUGAAACGAUGGACUACGUGGAGGAACGGUAUGGACCGCAACUGCGCUCAAGGUUAAGGCUCAAUAUUUUUCAUUUCUACGACUCAUUUCUCGCAGUUUAUUAUCCCGUUUUUCUCGGCUCAUAUUUAUGUCACGCUCAACAGUUAUUUCUCGCAGUUUCCUCCUUGGGAUUCCGGAGAAAUGAAGGACAGAAAUGAAAGGUUUUGAGCUCUAACGAGGAACAUUGGUAGAGUCGACCCACCACCGAAGGGUGAAUAUGUAACGAGAUUACAUCGGGGAUGAACAAGAUGAAGAUGGUGAAAACGUUUAACGAACAUCAAAUGACGUUUCUUCAAUUUAAACUUCGCUUGUGACGCUUGUUAAAAAUAAUGAAGGUGAAGAGAGUACUUGUUAGAUCCGAAUCCGAACACCAAAAGAUGAUUUAAGACCAGCUUUUGUUGCAACGCUGUACUCAGCCGUUAUUGGUUCUCGGUUACAACGUAUACUCGAUAAGAUUCACAACGCUAGAGGAAAUGAACGUGAUAGUAGUGGAAAUGAUGUUACUACGACUGAUGUAGUUGCCGCGAGCAAAUACUAACUGUCGAAUCACUGACAUUUGUCGAAGAUGCACAAAAAGCAUCUACGAAGCUCCUGCUACCGUGGGUCCUCCCCGUUUUGCUGCGGACAAGCUCUACA
Molecule: messenger RNA, 4399 nt
Organism: Amoebophrya sp. A25
Lineage: Eukaryota; Dinophyceae; Syndiniales; Amoebophryaceae
Source: the annotation of a GenBank genome assembly